Perognathus longimembris pacificus (Pacific pocket mouse) is the source of this 1854-nucleotide messenger RNA. RefSeq names its product leucine rich repeat, Ig-like and transmembrane domains 1 (gene Lrit1). Lineage: Eukaryota; Metazoa; Chordata; Mammalia; Rodentia; Heteromyidae. The record is from RefSeq and is a predicted model, not a curated record. The transcript has 4 exons. Gene Ontology annotation, molecular function: protein binding. Gene Ontology annotation, cellular component: endoplasmic reticulum membrane. The coding region runs from base 1 to 1854 and encodes 617 amino acids.
AUGUGGGUAGCAGUGGGCAUGCUCUGGCUCCUGGCCCUUGGGGGGCCCUACCAAGCCUGGGGUUCCUGCCCCUCUCAAUGCAGCUGCAGCCUUCACCUCCUGGGCGAUGGCAGUAAGGCCAGGACAGUGAUUUGCAGUGACCCUGAUAUGACCCUGCCUCCAGCAUUUGUCCCUCCAGACACCUGCAGGCUGUGCCUAGAGAGGACAGCCAUCCGCAGGGUGCCAGGGGAGGCCUUCAGGUCUUUGGCCCGCCUGGAGCAGCUGUGGCUGCCCUUCAAUGCCCUCAGUGAGCUCAGUGUGCUCAUGCUGCGAGGCUUGCAUCGCCUUCGGGAGCUGCGGCUGCCUGGGAACCGCCUGGUCACCUUCCCCUGGGCUGCACUCAGGGACGUCCCACAGAUGCGGUUGCUGGACCUGCAGGCCAACCGCCUCUCUGUGGUGCCACCUGAGGCUGCUCGCUUCCUAGGAAACCUCACCUUCUUGGACCUCUCCAGUAACCAGCUGAUGAGGCUCCCGCAGGAGCUGCUGCUCACCUGGGCUCACUUGAAGACAGGCUCCUUCCCUCCAGGCCACCACACCAGGCUGGUCCUAGGUCUACAGGACAACCCUUGGGUAUGUGACUGCCGACUCUAUGAACUGGUCCAUCUUCUGGAUGGCUGGGUCCCAAACUUAGUCUUCAUUGAAGCCAGACUGAAGUGUGGCAACCCACGUAGCCUGGCUGGAGUGGCCUUCAGCCAGCUGGAGCUCCGGAAAUGUCAGGGCCCGGAGCUGCAUCCAGGGGUGACCAGCAUCAUAUCCCCUGUGGGUAGCACGGUAUUGCUGCGGUGUGGAGCCACGGGGGUCCCUGGGCCCGAGAUGAGUUGGCGGAGAGCCAAUGGGCACCCACUCAAUGGCACAGUGCACCAGGAAGUCUCCAGCGAUGGCUCCAGCUGGUCUCUGCUGGAGCUGCCUGCCGUGACUCGCCUAGAUUCCGGUGACUAUAUCUGCCAGGCCCAGAACUUCCUGGGAGCCUCGGAGACUCUCAUCUCCCUGCUAGUCACGGAGCCCCAGACUUCCACGGAGCACAGUGGGGUUCCGGAGGCCCUGCUGGCCAGGAUGGGGGAGGGGAUGGAAGCCGCAGCUUACAACAACAAGCUGGUGGCCAGGCACGUCCCCCGUGUCCCCGAGCCCGCAGCCCCUCGGCCCUCUGUGCCCAGCCUGAAGGAAGCACUGACCCUGCAACACCUGCAGAUGGGUGCCACCGGCCGGCAGGAGGAGCCUCCGGAGGCACAGAUGGUGAGGUCUCUGAAGGUGGUGGGGGACACUUACCACAGUGUGUCCUUGGUGUGGAAGGCCCCCCAGGCAUGGAACGCCACCGCCCUCAGCGUCCUCUACGCGGUGUUCGGGCAGCGGGACAUGCGCCGGGUGCUGGUGCCACCAGGGAAGACCCGCGUCACCCUCGAGGGCCUGGCGCCCAAGACCAAGUACGUGGCGUGCGUGUGCGCGCGGGGCCUGGCGCCCCGCAGGGAGCAAUGCGUGGUCUUCUCCACCGACGAGGUGGUGGACGCCGAGGGCACCCAGCGGCUCAUCAACGUGGUGGUGAUCAGCGUAGCCGCCAUCAUCGCACUGCCUCCGACGCUGCUGGUGUGCUGUGGGGCGCUCCGCAGGCGCUGCCGCAAGUGCCGCGCUCGGGGCUCGGCGGAGGCCGCUGGGGCCUAUGUCCACCUGGAGAGGCUGCGCCACAGCCAGGACGGCUCCGAACUGCUGUCCCGGAGCAGCCUUGGGGAGGGGGACAGGCUCCUCUCGGCCCGCUCCAGCCUGGACUCCCAGGCCUUGGGGGCCAGGGGUGGCCGGCGCAUCAAUGAAUACUUCUGCUGA